This is a messenger RNA of Mucor velutinosus, 1587 nucleotides long. Its product is annotated as OPT superfamily small oligopeptide transporter. Lineage: Eukaryota; Fungi; Mucoromycota; Mucoromycetes; Mucorales; Mucoraceae. The transcript is spliced from 6 exons. The coding region runs from base 1 to 1587 and encodes 528 amino acids. The record is from RefSeq and is a predicted model, not a curated record. Gene Ontology annotation, molecular function: iron ion binding; heme binding; monooxygenase activity.
AUGGAGCAAGUUACCAAAUUUAUCCAAUCUCUCGACGUGCCUCAGCGCUUCAAGCAUGAUAAAGCAGUGCCUAUUGUCAGCAUUGCCGCUGCCACUACACUCUUGUACGCAUCCUAUCGACUGAUCUCAACUAGCAACCGCAAUAGGAAGAAGAGAGAAUUAGGGCUCAGGGACAUUCCUGUUCCAGGAUCUUGCUACCCAUAUGUAGGCCACAUGUUUUCUUUGGGUGAUUUGCCUGAUAGAACUAUAUCUGAUUGGCAUCGAGAAUUGGGCCCUAUUAUCAACGUCAAGAUGGGAUGUCAAGAUUGGAUAUCGCUCAGCGAUCCUAUCUUGGCUCACAAAAUUUUUGUGACCCAUGGUGUCAAUACCUCCUUGCGCGCAUAUAACACAUACUCAUAUGAAUAUUACAGUUUCAAGGGAAAAGGUAUCGCAUUUUCACAGCCCACCACUAGCUGGAAGAAGGCCAGAUCAGCUGCUCUCUCAGUGCUUGCACCCAAGGUGAUUGAAAAGAACUAUAUGGAUUCUAUUCGCAAAGAAUCAUCUGAUUUUGCAAACCGAUUGAUCAAUACCACCGAGACCAAGGGCAGCGUUGAUCCUUUGAAACAGCUUGAACUCUUCGCUUUGAAUGUCAUUUUCAAUGCUGGCUUUGGGAGACGCUUUGACAGUGUGGAUGAUCCUGAAUUUAAAUCCUUGGCACAUAUGGUUGAGUACACUAUGAAACUUGCUAGUUUGGACAAUGAUUUGCCCAAUUUUCUGCCUGCUCUCUCUAUCAUAGACUACUUUAUCGGCACUCAAGUCAAGAUGAAGAACUUUAUCAACAAUAAGAGAAACCCUGUUUAUCGUAAACUGAUCAAGGAAGCCUUCAACAAGGAAGGUCCCAAUGUCAUCAAAUCCUUGGGAGAAAAUGGAUUUGUUAUGGACGAUGAGGAAAGGCUUGUUUUCAUGUCUGAUUUGAUUGCUGCUGGUACUGAUACUAUCUCUGUUACCAUGUCAUGGACCUAUGCUAUCUUGUGUCGCUACCCUGAUCUUCAAAAGAGAGUGUCUGCUGAAAUCGACAACUUUAUCAAAACUCACGGUCGCGUUCCUGAUUUCAGUGAAAGAGACGAAAUCCCUCUCUGUAUUUCAGUCAUGAAAGAAAGCAUGAGAUACAGGCCCACAACUCCAUUUGGUGUCUCUCAUACAACUGAUAAAGACAUUAUUGUUGAUGGUUACUUGCUUCCAAAAGAUUGUAUUAUUAUUUCUACUAUGGGUAGUAUGCACACUAACGCUGAGCGUUAUGAAAACCCAUUUGAGUUCAUUCCUGAAAGAUUCAUGGAUAAUCUCAAGACAAUGCAGGCCUCAGCAAAUGGUAGCAUCGAGCAAAGAGACACAUAUAACUUUGGGUGGGGACGACGCAUCUGUCCGGGCAUUUACUUGGCUGAGGUCGAGAUCUUUUAUGCUUUUGUUCAGGUGUUUGCCAGAUGCUUUAUUGAGCCUGUUAUUCCUGGAAACUAUCCUGAUAUUGAUGAUGCAAAGAAUGCUGGCCUUACUGUAUUGCCCAAAGAGUAUCAAGUCAAAUUCACCAAGCGUGCAGAUGCCCUCAUUUAG